Poecile atricapillus (Black-capped chickadee) is the source of this 1160-nucleotide messenger RNA. RefSeq names its product signal peptidase complex subunit 1 (gene SPCS1). Lineage: Eukaryota; Metazoa; Chordata; Aves; Passeriformes; Paridae. The transcript has 5 exons. The coding region runs from base 121 to 687 and encodes 188 amino acids. The record is from RefSeq and is a predicted model, not a curated record. Gene Ontology annotation, biological process: protein targeting to ER. Gene Ontology annotation, cellular component: signal peptidase complex; endoplasmic reticulum membrane.
GCGGGGGAAGGCGGCUCCGCCGGGGUCCUGCGGGGCGAAGCCGCCGUUGCCGAGGAGACGCGUCCCGGCCGGUGCGGGUGAGCGGAGCGGCCCUGGAGCGACGGCGACAACGCGGAGGCGAUGGCCGGGGCUGGAGGCGACAACCCCGGCCGACGGAGCUCUGGGCGGGGCGGACGGGGCGUGUUUCCGGCCAGCUCAGCAGCCGCCUUCCGCUCCACCGCGAAGAGCGCCGGUGGCUGCGGAGAGGCCGCGCCGAGCCCCGAGAACAGCAGGGCCCCGCCCGGGAGCGUGCAGACUGCUGCGAAGAGGAACGGGAAGAAGCCGGAGAAGCGCCGCCGCCAUGCUGAGCGUGUUCCGCUCCAUCCCCACGCAGAUGGUGAUGUGGUCAAGCCUGCAGAGGAGGUGUUUUCAGCCACUGACUACAAGGGCCAAAAAUUAGCAGAACAGAUUUUUCAAGGAAUCAUUCUUGUCUCUGCAGUAAUUGGUUUCAUCUACGGGUACAUCACUGAACAGUUUGGAUGGACUGUCUACAUAGUUAUGGCUGGAUUUGCUUUAUCAUGUUUGCUGACACUCCCUCCGUGGCCCAUGUACCGUCGCAAUCCCCUCAAGUGGCUGCCUGUCCAGGAGUCAGGCACAGAAGAGAAGAAGGCAGCAGACAGGAAGCCAAAGAGACAUUCUAAAAGCUAAAAAUUAUGGUUUCCAGGUUGUUACUUUGUUAAUUUUUGUUAAAUUAAUUUCCACUGAGAAAUACUUCUUUGGCUUAGUGUUUGGGUUGUUUUUUUUUUGUUAGUACUUUGUAUACAACCAAGCUCUGCAGGGAGCAUGAAGGCUGGACAUUUGGUCUGGAGUUUCAGGGAAGUCCUUGGGAAUACAGGGAAGGGGGGGAUUAACUUCAGAAGGCUACUGGCGGUCACACCUCAAGUAUUUCACCAAAAAGGAACAAAGUGAAUCAAAUGAAUUCUAGUUAAUCUGUUGCCAUAGCUGAAAAGAUAAUAAACAGCUGGAUUUCUACUGAAAUAUUUCUAACUGUGUGUAAAACAAGCUGUCAGUAGUGCCUGGUUGUAACAAAUACUGUGAAAUGGUACAUACCCCACAGACCUGAAAACAACUGUAUAGAGGGCCAGUUUUUGUUUAAAAUAAAUUUCCCUUGGAAAAACAAG